Molecule: messenger RNA, 511 nt
Organism: Symbiodinium sp. CCMP2456
Lineage: Eukaryota; Dinophyceae; Suessiales; Symbiodiniaceae
Source: the annotation of a GenBank genome assembly
AUGUCCAAGGGUGCCUUCCCCGGCGGUUAUUCGGAGGGGCAUCGCUUGUGCGUGUCAGCGAGCCAUGGAAGGGGCUUGAAGAAGACAACCUUGCAGGGGGCAUUCGGAGAUUUCGGGCACAUCCUGCAAAUUGAGACACCAAAGUCCAACCUGGCCUUCAUCGCGUUUGCAGAAAAGGCUGACGCUCAAGAAGCCAUGGAGGCUAUGGACGGCAAGAAUCUGGACGGACAGACGCUGACUGUGAGCAAAGCUGGGCCAAAACCAACCUAUCGACCUACGACGGAUCCCAACGAGAACUUCAAAAAGGUCCUGAUGACUACGCAAACUGAGCGUGAGAACGUGCGAUAUCGCAAAGAUGUGGAGAAGGCAGCCGAGAAGCUGCGCCCCAGAAGCAGGAGUCGCAGUGUCAGAAGACGCUCUCGACACAGCCAGUCUUGCAGUCCGCCGAGAAGAAAAAAGAAAAGCCGAGAGAGAAGUUUGCGCCCGUCACGGCGAAAAGGGCCAAGCGCAA